Messenger RNA from Arabis nemorensis, 1170 nucleotides. NCBI's taxonomy places the organism in Eukaryota, Viridiplantae, Streptophyta, Magnoliopsida, Brassicales, Brassicaceae. The record is from the annotation of a GenBank genome assembly.
AUGGCCACCGACGAACCCUCUCUCACUCGCUGGAGCUUUCUGGAAUUUAAAACGUUUUAUGAUGCCAAGUUUGGGAGGAAGAAGCUGCCUGAGGAAUCACUCAACGGUCAACAAGAAGAUGGAUCAUCGAGCAACAAGGAAGAGCCUUCCCAAGUCACCAAUCCAGUUCAGGAGGGUAAUAACACUAACACAGGCUUGGUCAAUGGGAUUCGCGAGAAGCCGAAAAAGUCCAUGUUUCCUCCGUUUGAAUCUGCAGAAACCCGUGCUCUUGCUGAGAGUUUGAGUAGGGAUAUCAUCCGCGGGAAUCCAAAUAUCAAGUGGGAAAGCAUCAAGGGUUUGGAGAAUGCGAAACGGUUGCUGAAAGAAGCUGUGGUGAUGCCUAUAAAAUACCCAACGUACUUCAAUGGUCUACUAUCUCCAUGGAAAGGAAUCCUUCUUUUUGGUCCACCUGGUACUGGAAAGACAAUGCUUGCAAAGGCUGUUGCGACAGAGUGCAAUACAACAUUCUUCAAUAUCUCAGCCUCGUCUGUUGUCAGCAAAUGGAGAGGUGAUUCUGAGAAGUUGAUAAGAGUGCUGUUCGAUCUAGCUAGACAUCAUGCACCUUCGACGAUAUUUCUUGAUGAAAUCGACGCGAUCAUAAGCCAACGUGGUGGCGAAGGCCGCAGUGAACAUGAAGCAAGCAGGCGUCUCAAAACUGAGCUGCUCAUUCAGAUGGAUGGGCUACAGAAAACGAAUGAGCUCGUAUUUGUUUUAGCAGCAACAAAUCUCCCCUGGGAACUAGAUGCAGCUAUGCUCCGGCGUCUAGAGAAAAGAAUACUUGUACCUUUACCGGAUCCGGAAGCAAGAAGAGGAAUGUUCGAGGAGCUCUUGCCGUCACAACCGGGAGAUGAGCCAUUGCCUCAUGAUGUGCUGGUUGAGAAAUCUGAGGGUUACUCUGGUUCAGACAUCAGAAUACUUUGUAAGGAAGCUGCAAUGCAACCAUUGAGACGCACAUUGGCUAUAUUGGAAGACACAGAAGAACUGGUGCCUGAAGAUGAGUUGCCAAAAGUGGGACCAAUCCUACCGGAAGACAUUGAUCGAGCUCUAAGCAAUACUCGACCAUCGGCUCAUCUGCACGCCCAUCUCUACGACAAGUUCAAUGAUGAUUAUGGUAGCCAAAUUCUCAAGUAG